Calypte anna (Anna's hummingbird) is the source of this 1254-nucleotide messenger RNA. Its product is annotated as sulfotransferase family cytosolic 1B member 1. Gene Ontology annotation, molecular function: sulfotransferase activity. NCBI's taxonomy places the organism in Eukaryota, Metazoa, Chordata, Aves, Apodiformes, Trochilidae. The coding region runs from base 194 to 1201 and encodes 335 amino acids. The record is from RefSeq and is a predicted model, not a curated record. Gene Ontology annotation, biological process: sulfation. Gene Ontology annotation, cellular component: cytoplasm. The transcript has 10 exons.
CCGCGCCGCUGCUCCCUCUGCACGCUGUCGCCGUCUGGCGGACGAAAGCGGCACUGCAGCUCCCGGCUGCCGGUACCGGUGACACCAUCGUGGCUGCCGUGCGCGAACCACCGGGCCCUCCUGCCACGUCCCUCCUGCCCUGACACCGUAGGGACAUCGGGCUCCUCCACCAAGCCGCUUGCUUACGGACGUGAUGGCUUCCAUUAACCAUUACCCCUCGGGGCGGAGGAGGAGGGAGGAGGUGCUGAAGCUCCCGGGGCCAUCAGUGACUCCAACCAGCACCUGGAGGAAACCCGAGCUCUGCCUGAGGAUGGCCAAUCCAGACCUCUACCUGCGUCAGCCCUGCCGCAUGGUGCACGGCAUCCCCAUGGUCAAUGCCUUCUCCCACAACUGGGAGCGCAUCGACACCUUCCAGAGCCUCCCCGAGGACAUCCUGGUGGUCACCUACCCCAAAUCUGGCACCACCUGGGUCUGCGAGAUUGUGGACAUGAUCCUGCAAGGUGGAGACCCCAAGAAGUGCAGACGGGACACUAUCACCAGCCGGGUGCCCAUGCUGGAGUUCUCUGCACCUGGGGCAAUGCCAGCAGGAACAGAACUACUGGCCACCAUGUCCUCACCCCGUGUGGUGAAGACCCACCUGCCUGCACAUAUCCUGCCCAAAUCCUUCUGGAAAAACCGCUGCAAGAUCAUCUAUGUGGGGCGCAAUGCCAAGGACGUGGCUGUCUCCUUCUACCACUUUGACCUGAUGAACAAAUUCGAGCCACACCCUGGGACGUGGGCCCAGUACCUGGAGGAUUUCAUGGCUGGCAGAGUAGCAUAUGGCUCCUGGUAUGACCAUGUCAAGGGCUAUUGGGAACGGAGGAAGGAUCACCCCAUCCUCUACCUCUUCUAUGAAGAACUGAAGGAGGACCUGCGCCGGGAGAUUGCCAAGGUGGCCAAGUUCCUGGGGAGGGAGCUUCCAGAGGCAGCUCUGGACACCAUCACCCAGCACACCUCCUUUGAGGCCAUGAGGGACAACCCCACCACCAACUACACCAUGGUGCCCUCCCACCUCAUGGACCACAGUGUCUCCCCCUUCAUGCGCAAAGGCACCACUGGAGACUGGAAGAACCACUUCACGGUGGCACAGAGCGAGCGUUUUGACCAGGACUAUCAGCAGAAGAUGUUGGGCACUGACCUCUGCUUUCGCACACAGAUUUGAGACCCCAACACUCCACACACCUCCCCAGCCCACUCACAUUGGUUCUGCUCCCC